AUGGAGAGGAAUUUUACGAUAGCAUCGCUUGAGAAUUGCCUCUCCCAAUUAAAACGAGCCGAUGAAUCCGUAGUGCGCAAGGCAAUCGAAUCCGGAGAUGGCUUAAACGAAUCUACAAAUGAUGUUGGUCAAAAGCUGUCUGAAGCUCACCGAAGUGCUGUCAACGACUGCUUGGAAAACUCGGAAAAACUUGCAGAGCUUCAUAAGCAAAUUAAUGCAUGCGACAAGGUUUUUGAGAGAUUGCAAAAUGUACUCUACAGUUUUCAAGACAACCUAGGAACAAUUGGAGAGGAUAUGAAGUUGCUGCAGGUUCAGUCGUUUGAUAUUCAUCAGGAACUUGAAAAUCGAAUGAAAGUUCGUGCUGAACUUAGCCAAUUUGUUGAUGAUAUUGUGGUUCCACAGCAUAUGAUCAGAACAAUAAUGGAUACAGAGCCAAAUCAUCGAGGAUUUAUUGAAGCUUUGCACGAACUUCAUCACAAGAUUUCACUUAUCGCCUCACGACAAACUGGAGAAGCGAUUGCUGUUCAUGAUACUAUCCCAGUGCUAGAAAGCCUCAAAAUCAAGGCAAUUGAAAAAGUGCGCGAAUGGCUUUUAACCAAAAUUUAUCAAUUCCGCAAACCGCUCACCAACUAUCAAGUGUUCCAACAUCAAUUGCUUAAAUGCAGAUUCUUCUACGAAUUUGUUCAUAGUCAUGAUCCAAUCAUUGCGAAAGAAAUUCAGGAAGAGUACAUUGAUACUAUCAGCAAAAUGUUCUUCACGUACUUUAAAGCAUAUUCUUCAAGAUUGUUCAAACUAACGAUGAAAGAUGAAGCUACAAAGGAUGAUCUUCUUGGAGCGGUGGAUUCGGUGAAAAGUAGCUCACUUGCUGGUUUCUUUUCAGCCAAACCUCAAGUUCGCAACAAAGCAACAGUAUUUUCGCUUGGUCAUCGUCAUUCAAUUCUUGAAAUCGAUUUUCUUUCGGCUUUGAUUGUUCCUCAUGCGGCUUCGCAGCAUAGUCAGUCAUAUCAAUUCGAAGCUUUAUUCCGAUCUAUUCAACUGGCUUUCGUCGAUCACUACAGCCACGAAUAUCUGUUCAUUAACGAUUUUUUCAUGAGCACAGAGCACGACACAAUUGAACUGCACUCAAGGGCCAUGUCUCGAGCUGUAUCCGUACUUUUAAAAUGCUGUGAAGAGCAAAUUGUGCUAAAUUGGGACGCUAUCAGCCUUCAUCUCUGUCUUGCAUUAUGCGAAAAGUUUAGAAAACUACUGAUUGAGCGAGAAGUACCGCCUGUUUCUGGGUAUUGGGAAACAUUGUCGAAUAUUUUGUGGGUUCGGUUAGAUCUUGUGAUGUCGGCGCAUAAUGAGAGUGUUAAAAGCUUGGACCUGAAAAAACUUCAGAGUAACGGAGCGUUAGAUGCAAGACCUCACUAUGUUGUUCGAAGAUACGCCGAGCUGACUAGUGCUCAUUUAUCAAUUGCCAGAUGUAAUGGCCGUGAGAUUUGCCCAAAAAUGGAAGCGCUUUUAGAAUCAAGCGAAGAUACAAUUGAGCAACUUCUGACAAGGAUGUCAUGCAUGCAAACAACGCAUAAAAAUAAACACGUUUUUCUCAUCAAUAAUUAUGAUUUGAUACUGGGAAUUAUUGAUGAUAAUGAGGCAAAGCAUAGUAGAGUAUACGCCAUUAUUCAUGAGCUGGAGCAGAAAAGCAUUGAUGAUUUUGUAGAGAGCGUUCUUGAUCCACAUAUUGGCUUUCUAAUCAAGUUUGUAACGGAAUGUGAAUCCUUGAUCAAUCAAGGGCAUACUCAGUUGCUAGUACGACAUAAUGAUAAGAUUUCAAAUGCUGUGUCAACAAUCAAUUUACGAUGGAAAUCUGCUAUUGACGCCAUUAAUGCGGAAAUUGUUCAACUAUUCACUAAUUUCAGCCUGGGUACUUCCAUUCUACAGUCAACAUUCUCCAAGUUCAUUCAGUACAUACAGCGGUUCACCAAGAUUCUUGCACAUGAAGCUUUUGCUGGAAACUCUGCUGCUAACGAGCUAAUCAAUGUGCAUCAAAUAAUGCUUGAAAUCAAGAAAUUCAAACCUGUAUAUUAA
Messenger RNA from Caenorhabditis bovis, 2067 nucleotides. Lineage: Eukaryota; Metazoa; Nematoda; Chromadorea; Rhabditida; Rhabditidae. The record is from the annotation of a GenBank genome assembly.